Molecule: messenger RNA, 2680 nt
Organism: Xenopus laevis (African clawed frog)
Lineage: Eukaryota; Metazoa; Chordata; Amphibia; Anura; Pipidae
Gene: pja2.S
Product: praja ring finger 2, E3 ubiquitin protein ligase S homeolog
Biological process (GO): protein ubiquitination; ubiquitin-dependent protein catabolic process
Cellular component (GO): cytoplasm; nucleus
Molecular function (GO): ubiquitin protein ligase activity
Source: RefSeq, marked provisional
CCGGAAGGCGUCAAGGAGCCGAGACCUUAACGACCACUGCAAGACUUUAGGAGCAGCGAUCGGGGACUACGAGCCGUGUAAAGAGAAGCGGGACUGCUGGGCGUGAUGGGUCAGGAAGCAUGCAAAGCAGCCUGGCCUAAGUCAGCUGGAGGCUCUCAGACCAUCACUGGGCGGAGGUAUGGAAGAAGGCAUGCAUAUGUGAACUUUCGGCCUUCUUUAAAGAGCCCACAAAGAGCAUCAAGUCAGCAAAUCAGAGAAUACGAAGGACUGGAACUUGAUGAUGUGCAGAAAGAAAAAGAUUUAAUUUCCAUGGAAAGCUGUGAUUCACCUCUCAACAACAUUAGUAAUAUUUUUACGUCUGACUUGCAGCAAGACAACAAUAAAUUAAAAGCAAUGACUGAUGUUACAUCUUUAAUUACAGAAGUAGAGGAACAUGGGUGUAGCCAGUCAGUAUGUAAUAGCAAUUUCUGUAAAAAAAAUAAGACACUAACUAGGCAUGUACCUCACAAGUAUCAAAAUGGUAUUUCCUUUUUAAAUAUUGACUCUUUUGAGCCAGACAGUAGUGAAGAAGAGGAAAGCUGUCACAUUACAGAGGAUUUUAAUUUGGAUGAUGAGACCGGCAAAAUUGAAAAAUCGUUAGAAAACACAUUCUCUGAUCUUUAUGAAGUGGGGACAUUUUGUGAAAUGGAGUCGGAGUUCCGAAGUAAAAAUCCCAGUUGUGCGAAAGACAGAUUAUCAGAGAUGUGGCCUGUAUCUUUAUGCAAGAGUUCCAAAAUUGAUUUCGGGACCACCCAUGGCAAAUGGAAUGUGUCAAUGAAAUCUGUUUCAGAGGAUGAGGCCACAGGAGUAGCAUCGCUGGGUAUUUCUGAAUUGCAGCCGAGGAAAAAUAGGACUGAUAUAACAUCAAAAUAUUCUGAAACUGCUUCUAGUAGCUCUACAGCAGCGCAAGAUAGUUUAGCUGAACCAGUUGUUAGGCCAAAAGUUAGAAAGCAAUGUACAAGUUAUUGCAGUAAAAAUUCUAUCCUACCGGAGGAAGGAAUGGACAGCUCAAUAGUCCGAAAGAGCAACCGAGGAACACGAGUCAAAGUAGAAAGUUCCUGCAAAGAUGAAAGGAGUUGUCCUGAUAUGGGAUCUGAUAACAGUCAUGAUGAUGGGUCAAAGAUAAAAAUCAAGAGUAUUUGCAAGGAGCAAGAAUAUACCGACUGCCAUGUUGACAAACCUGCAGUGGAUGAUACAUUUUGGGAUGACUUUGAAAUCUAUGACAUGAAAUUGUCUGGCUCCGUUAAGGAAGAUGAAAGCUCCGAUUGCAGUGAUGGAGAAUGGUCUACAUGCUUGCCUUCAUACUUUUCUUCGGACAAAGAGCAUUCUUCAAGUGAUGAAAGCUGGGAAACACUGCCUGGGAAAGAUGAAGAACAUGAGCACGAAGUUCAGAGUAACAGCAGUAGCCUGGAAGAAGAAAAUUCUGACUUUUGUUUUCAAAUGGAGGAACAAAUUUCUUUGGAAGAUGGAGAAAUACCUUGGUUGCAGUACCAUGAGGAUAUUGAAAGUAGCACAGAUGAAGAAAAUGAAAUUGGCAACCAGUUUGUGCACCCUGGAUUUUUCAUGUUAGAUGGCAAUAACAAUUUGGAGGAUGAUUCAAGUUUAAGCGAAGACUUGGAGGUUGAAUGGAGAUUGCUUGAUGAUUUUGGUGAUGGACUAGGAGUUGCACAAGCCAUGUCCUAUAUGGAUCCUCAGUUUCUUACAUAUAUGGCUCUAGAGGAGCGUCUUGCCCAGGCUAUGGAGACUGCUCUAGCACAUUUGGAAUCACUUGCUGUCGAUGUGGAACAAGCUCACCCACCAGCUACUAAAGAAAGCAUAGACUGUCUCCCACAAAUCAUUAUUAAUGAAGAUCAUAAUAUCGUAGGUCAAGAGCAGUGCUGUGCCAUCUGCUGCAGUGAGUAUAUCAAAGAUGAAAUAUUAACUGAACUACCAUGUCACCACCUUUUCCAUAAGCCUUGUGUUACACUUUGGCUACAAAAAUCUGGGACCUGUCCCGUUUGUCGUCAUGUUCUUGCAUCUUCACUUACUGACACUGCUGCAACAUCUUUUCUUUCGGAUCACGAGAGCCCCCCCUCAAUCCACAGUGCAGCAGGAACCAGAUAGAUCCAACUACGAAUAAAUGCAAUAAAGCUUGUUUUCCAAAAGUUGUACCAUAUAAAGUGUAGAAAUGAUUAUACAGAUGCACAGAUAUAGUAUAAUAUAUAUAUAAAAUAGUUUAGAGAGUAUCAAAGACUUUCUAAGCAUUAGGUUUACUGCAUAAGCUGAACAUUUUAGAGUAAUGCAGAAUAAUUAUAAUUACACCAGGUUUAUGUUUACCUUUAGCCCUGUUCUUUGUUCAGCUUUACUGUUAUUUUCUUUUUCUUUUGGCUGGUUCAUUUUUUUGUAAUGUGACACAAUGCUGACAUUUCUGCAACUGCAGUGCAGUUAGAGUUUUGAGGAAAAAGUGUACUGCUUUCUUUUCUUUAAUACAUUUUUCUCAAUGGGUCAGAAGUUAUAUGAAAACAAUGUUUCUGCAACCACCCGUAGUGAACACUUGUGCCCCUUAGUAACCAUUCAUGUUUGCAUCAAAUGUGAUAAAGUUUUGUGAUUAUACCAAUGGUAUCAACCACACAUUCCACUGGAAAUAAAAUGCACAAUAACA